UUUGACGCUCGCUCGCACACGCACACACGCACAUUCACUGCUUGUAAACAGAAGCUCACACGUGACACCGCGCGGUCGCAUUGUCUGCACACGGACAAAGAAGAGUCCCAGACUGCGUUAUUCUCGUUACCGACGGGUGUCGGGCAGGUGAGCGGGCAGGUGUCAUGACAACCAAUGUUACGUGUCCCGAAAUGAAGCCGACUCGUCCGCUGCGUUUACACCGCGGUGUCCGGUGAACUUCUCCGCGCCUGGUUGCCAGAACCGAGCCUCCGGAGGGGGAAACGACGUGAGCUGCGCACUCGGCCGCUCGCGCACAGCUGACAGUGGGUAAACAAAGCUGGGAACCCUUUGUUUCACCGCUGAAUAUACACUGGUUCGUUCGCAUCUGCCCUCAUGGAUUUUACUUUUCUGGUCAACGCUCAUCGCCAUAGCUCACUAGCUGAAGCCUUUUAGCCACGACAUCUUUUUAUAUAGCUUACGUUAAUCUGCUUGUCUCCGCCACUGGCUGAGUGAGAUGUCAUUCACCAUGGAGGACAACUUGGAGUCCGGGUGGGUGUCGGUUCGACCCAGGGUCUUCGACGAAAAGGAGAGGCACAAAUUCGCUUUCAUCGUGGCCUGGAAUGACAUCGAGGGAAAGUUCGCCAUAACCUGCCACAACAGAACCGUGCAAAGACGGGCCACUUUUCUGGACCCGCUCCUCGACUGUAGUCGCCCCCUUGCCGCCGCUGCUGCUCCUGCCCCCGGUGCCUCUGUGGCAGAAUAUCACAAUAAAAGUCCAGUUACGAAGAGGAGAGAUGGAGUCUGCCAAGCGACGAAAGUUAGACCUCAUUCUGUCCCUAAAGGGGCAACGAAGACCAGCGCCGCCGAAAAGAAGGCUUCGAAAGUCGGGGGCUCACAGACAUUAGAGUGCGUCAGCCACACGUUAGGGUCCUGGGACAUUGUGACACCCAAGGUCAUAGAUAUCGAAAUACUGGACCCCGUGGAUGUCCCGUUGUCUCCGGAUGAUGUAGACACAGGGGACAGCGAGGGCAGCGGUCGAGAGGACUACAGCUGGGCCGGACUGUUCUCCUUCCAGGAGCUGAGGGCAGCCCACCUCCAGCUGUGCUCCGUCAACUCGGACCUGGAGCCGUGUUUACCGUCUUUCCCGGAGGAGCAGUCCGGAGUGUGGACGGUGCUCUUCGGCGGCGGUGCAUGCGCCGGGAUGUCGCAACGGGAGACAGAGGCCCUAUGCUAUCAGCUGCAGGUGUACCUGGGUCAUGCCCUGGACACCUGCGGCUGGAAGAUCCUCUCACAGGUGCUCUUCUCCGAGAGCGACGACGCGGAGGAGGAGUACUACGAGAGCCUGAGUGAGCUGAGGCAGAAAGGCUACGAGGACGCGCUGGACCGAGCCAAGAGGCGGAUGCAAGAGGUGUUGGACAAGCACAAGGCCAUGGACAGCAUGGUGGAGCUGCUGCAGGUGUACCCUGAGGAGGACGAGGCGUAUGGAGAGCUGCUGGAGGCGACGACUCAGCUCUACCACUACCUGCUGCAGCCAUUCAGGGACAUGAGGGAACUGGCAAUGCUGCGCAGACAGCAGAUUAAGAUCUCUCUGGAGACGGAGCGGCUGGGUCCCCGUCGCGUGGAGAGCCUGAAGAAGGAGGACGAGGAGUGGCAGAAGAAGGCUCACGCCGCCGUACUGUCCAUACAGGACCUGACUGUCAAGUUCUUUGAAACCACGACUCGGGCCCAGAAAGCGAUCCACGAGCGCAUGCGUGCUGACCAGAGGAAGUUUGGCAAGUCAGCAUGGGCAUCGGCGGUGGAGCGCAUGGAGCAACUGCAGUACGCCGUUUCCAGAGAAACUCUGCAGCUGAUGAGGGCCAAAGAAAUCUGCCUGGAACAGAGGAAACACGGCCUGAAGGAGGAGAUGCAGAGUCUCCAAGGUGGGGAGGAUGCCAUGCUCCGUCUGGACCAGCUGGAGGCGCUGUACUACGAGCUGCAGCUGCAGCUGUACGACAUCCAGGCCGAGGUGCUGCGCUGCGAGGAGCUGUUGCUCACUGCUCAGCUGCAGAGUCUGCGCCGGCAGAUGACAGUCUGUUCUCAUGUUGCACCAGAGCGACAGGACGAAGUUGUUUACUAUGACGCCUUUGAGAGCCCCGAUGCCAUGAAGGGAGUGGACGACCCCGCAGCGCCACCUUCUCCCCUCAGAGACGAGGACCUCGGAGUCCUGCGGCAGAAGACGCGGCAGCUCGAGGCUCGCCGGGGUCGCAUCACCGCCAAGAAAGUCUACCUCAAAAACAAGAAGGAAAUCUGUAUUGUCAAUCACAAUCAGAAGCUCCAGCAGCGUCACGGUAGCUUUGCUGACAGCAGUUUGCCUCAGGAACUGCAACAGGAGACUGAAGAGGACGAUGAAGCCAAACAAAACGCCAGAGUGAGCCAGGACAGGCAGAGGACGCUGGACAGACUCCGCAGCCUCAAACAGCGUUACCCAGGUCAGGUGACUCUCAAAUCCAGCCGCCUGCGUCUGAGUCAGACUCACAGUCGGAGGAGAGCGGGAGAGCAGCCCAACACCCAGGCGGCCGGCGUUCAGACCGACCGCAUCUCCGACCUCCCGCGGCUCUCCGCCGCUCCCCCCCCUCCCCCUGACAUCUGCGGCUACGACAGCAUGUCCCUACCAACCGUCGACCUUGACGGUCUCUCCUCUCUGCCUCCCUUCCUCUCGCUGCCUCCCGUCUCAGGUUCACCAUCUGCUCUUUUGCCCCCUCCGCCUCCUCCGCCUCCCCCUCCUCCUCCUCCCCCACCACCUCCUUCCUUGGAGGACCAGUACCAGGGUCACGAGGACAGGGCUGGCAGCCCGGCGCGCCAGCAUAACUGCGAGUCCGACUCCACCUCACUGCCCCUGGCCCCGUUUUCCCCUCGAUUCUUUGACAGCAGCCAGCUGCUGACGGCCAGGAAGAAGCUGAAGAAGACGGCCUCGCUGGACGCCUCGCAGUGGAGGAGAGCGAGCUCCCCCAUGGACGAAGUGCUGGCUUCCCUUAAGCGGGGCAGCUUCCACCUGAGGAAGGCGGAGCUGCGCGUCCUGGCGCCCGACCCGGACGACGACAGCAACAACAUCCUGGCUCAGAUCAGACAGGGCGUCAGGCUGAAGAAGGUGCGCACCUGUCCGGAGCAGCAGCAGCAGCAGAAACGUCACAGCAGGACGUUCCCCCACUCGGCCGACGCUCUGACCCGCAGCAUCCACGAGGCUCUGAGGCGGAUCAAAGAGGCGUCACCGGAGUCUGAGUCCGAGGACGAAGGCCUUCCAUGCACUGACUGGGAAAACUAGUUCAUUGGAAGUCAUUUUUUUAGCCAUUAUUAUUAUUAUUAUUAUUAUUGUUGUUAUUAUUAUUAUUAUUAUUACAAACGUGGAGCCAAAAUGAAGAGACACUGAGCGACGGCUCAAUUCAAGCAGACGUGUCAGGGUUUGAACGCCUGAAGAGUUUGGUGCAAUCUGAACAAAAAACACCUUGAUUUAUCCUUUUUUUAUAUCAGAGAACGACUGAGUUUGUUUCCUGCUUGUUCAUGUGUGUUUU
Molecule: messenger RNA, 3548 nt
Organism: Solea solea (common sole)
Lineage: Eukaryota; Metazoa; Chordata; Actinopteri; Pleuronectiformes; Soleidae
Gene: jmy
Product: junction mediating and regulatory protein, p53 cofactor
Exons: 10
Coding region: 515-3301 (928 amino acids)
Biological process (GO): 'de novo' actin filament nucleation; intrinsic apoptotic signaling pathway by p53 class mediator; Arp2/3 complex-mediated actin nucleation
Cellular component (GO): cytoplasm; nucleus
Molecular function (GO): Arp2/3 complex binding; actin binding; transcription coactivator activity
Source: RefSeq, a predicted model, not a curated record